AUGUGCGCAAGGAAAGGAGCAUGCGGUAUAGUUAAGGGGCCGACCUCCAUCAAGGGAUGGGUGAGGAAGUGGUUCUACGCUUCCGGGGAAUGGCUCGCAAAGGACGAGUCAGGUCGUUCCUUCUUUGACGUCCCCACUAGGUUUGGGAACCUAGUUUCAAUCCGACCAGUCCCCGAGCUUACGCAAGCCUCCUUCGACACGCUGAAAUACUACAAGGAGCGCUUUCCGAGGGGUAGGAAGGUCGGAACCCUGGUGACYGACGAGCUGCUGCUUGAGUCCGGGCUGCUAGAUUACAACCCUGCAGUUCGUCYCAUUGAAUCCUCAAGGCCGAACUCUGAACUUGCCAUGGUUUGCGGAUUUGCAAGCAGCGUGAAGCGCAAGUCCAAGGGCCGAGCCCAUGGACUUAAAAUUCGUCAGGAGUGUGAAGCAGAUAUAUCAUUCCUUAUGAGUCCAGUGAAGAUUGACGUGGAGAAAUUUGACGAAAUGAUCAACUUCGGCUUGUGGCAAGUGCAAGUCAAGGAUGUGAUGAUACAGUCUGGGUUACACAAGGCGUUAAAGGGAAGACCAAGUGAAGAUGCUUCUGAAAAGCUAAGUGGUGAUGGUGGUCCAAUGGAGUCCAGCGAUGGCUCCGACAGAGGUUGA
Messenger RNA from Momordica charantia (bitter melon), 642 nucleotides. Lineage: Eukaryota; Viridiplantae; Streptophyta; Magnoliopsida; Cucurbitales; Cucurbitaceae. The record is from RefSeq and is a predicted model, not a curated record.